Molecule: messenger RNA, 501 nt
Organism: Tripterygium wilfordii
Lineage: Eukaryota; Viridiplantae; Streptophyta; Magnoliopsida; Celastrales; Celastraceae
Product: RNA-binding protein 3-like
Exons: 4
Coding region: 1-501 (166 amino acids)
Source: RefSeq, a predicted model, not a curated record
AUGUCUGUGAAAUCAAGCACCGAAGCUACGGAAUAUACCUUUGGGGAGUAUUGGGGUAUAAGUUAUCAAAACAGAGACUUAGACUCUCCUAUAGGAUCUAUCCCACCAAAUGCAUCUAGUGUUCUAUUUAAACAUGGUCAAACUAGUAAUCAGGCUGCUAUUGGCCAAACUAUUACUAGUCUAGCUAGUCAGAUUGGACAAGUUGGGGGUAGCCAUGUUGGCGUUGACCAAAUUGGCGUUGACCAAAUUGGAGUUGGACAAUCUAGAGAUGGACAGAACAUAGCUUGCCAAAUUGGAGAUGGCCAAGCUAAGAAUAGUCAAACUAUUAGGAAUAAUGGCGAUCAAAGCUAUGGUCAAAAUCAUUAUGGAACUCGGCCGGGCAAUCAUGGCCAAGCAUUUGGUCAAAAUUAUUAUGGUCAACACAAUCGUGGUUCAGGAUUCGGCCACAAUAAUUAUGGCCCAGUGAAUUACCAGAAUAAUAACGGCCCACGCCAGGGAUAG